AUGACUGCUGAUUCUUUUGUCACAAUUGGCGAUUCCGCCACCGCCGCUAGCCAUCCGUUCAGCCGCUGGGCAAUUGAGCCGCUAGGGGACUUGGGGGAGUCACAAGGAGAGGCGCAGGGGGAGGAUUUUCCGCCAAGCGCAGCUGCGCUGGCUUCGGGCGCAGCUGUAUGUUGGCGGAACACUGCCGGGGAAGGGAAGGGGAUGGAUACCGUGGCGGAGCGGCGGGCGGGCGGGGGCGCAGCAGACGAGGGGGCACUAUGGAGAGCCGCGGAGGAUGCGGACAAGGCGCGGCGGAGGAUGCGCGCCGUGGGCGCUGGCAAUUUGCGCUCACCCUCCGCGAGCGGGGAGCCUGCACGGUACCCGCGCGGUGCUUUCUUGCCCGCCUGCUCGCGCUCUAGCUGCUCCGCCAGCUUCACCCACACGCGGUCCAUGUCGGGGGAAUCGCGCGACCGCUCCGCAAUCACCUCCGCGUUGGGGCUGCGCACGACAGCGGGGGUCGGCGGACGCCAGCCCGAGGGGGAGGCGGAAGGGGAGGGGGAAGACUGA
This is a messenger RNA of Closterium sp. Naga37s-1, 546 nucleotides long. Lineage: Eukaryota; Viridiplantae; Streptophyta; Zygnematophyceae; Desmidiales; Closteriaceae. The record is from the annotation of a GenBank genome assembly.